Messenger RNA from Phialemonium atrogriseum, 5181 nucleotides. RefSeq names its product Sec1-like protein. Gene Ontology annotation, molecular function: protein binding; oxidoreductase activity. Bases 1 to 5181 code for a protein of 1726 amino acids. The transcript is spliced from 6 exons. The record is from RefSeq and is a predicted model, not a curated record. Gene Ontology annotation, cellular component: fungal-type vacuole; CORVET complex. NCBI's taxonomy places the organism in Eukaryota, Fungi, Ascomycota, Sordariomycetes, Cephalothecales, Cephalothecaceae. Gene Ontology annotation, biological process: vesicle-mediated transport; intracellular protein transport.
AUGGCUCCUCAUGUGGGAUUCGAUACCGAACAGAUAAGAGACAAGGCUCGUAAGGACUUGCUCUAUCUCCUCGAAGGAGUCCGUGGAAAGAAGAAUCUCGUAAUUGAGAAGAGCCUCGCCGGCCCUGUCGGCUUAAUAGUCAAAGCCUCUACGCUGAGGGAUUAUGGAGUCGAUAACUUCUUCUUCCUUGAGAACAAGAACGCCGAUACUAGCCAGCGAAAUGUCGUCUUCAUCGCCCGGGGCGAGUGUGCCCAGCAUGCUCGGGCUAUCGCAGACCAGAUGAAAAAGCUGCAACGCGAAAGCCAAACCGGUCACGAAUUCCACAUCUUCUGGGUACCCCGUCGCACGUUGUUGUCGGACAAGUUACUUGAGGAAUCUGGUGUUCUCGGCGACGCCAACAUCGCCGAGCUGCCACUGUAUUUCUUCCCUUUGGAAAAGGAUGUUCUGUCACUGGAACUGGACGACUCAUUUCGGGAUCUCUACCUGUCUAAAGACCCAACGCCCACAUUCCUUCUCGCCCGUGCUUUAAUGGGAAUCCAGCAGAAGCACGGCCUCUUUCCCCGAAUCAUUGGCAAAGGCGACAACGCAAAAAGAGUCGAGGAAUUGCUGUCUCGCAUGCGACAGGAGCUGCUGGCUGGCGAAGAUGCAAACGAGACAGAUAAGAUUGGGCUGACGCCGAGCACGACAACCGAGAGCCUCAUCAUCAUCGAUCGCGAAGUUGACUUUGUCACGCCGUUACUUACACAGUUGACGUAUGAGGGUCUGAUCGAUGAGGUAUUCGGCAUUCAGCACAAUCAGACCGAUGUCGACUCGACCGUUGUUGGCGCGCCGGUCCAAGUAGCACCUCAGCCUCCAGCAGCUGCACCAGGAGCGUCGGCGACGUCGGCGGCAACUACGCAGGCAAGGAAGCGCAAAAUACAGCUUGAUUCGUCAGACAGGUUGUUUGAACAGCUCCGAGACACCAACUUCGCCAUUGUCGGGAGCCUCCUUGGCAAGGUUGCUCGCCGUUUAAAGACGGACUUCGACAGCAGGCAUAACACGCACACAACAGCCGAACUGAGGGAUUUUGUGAAUAAGCUGCCAGGGCUGCAAACGGAGAAACAAAGCCUGAACAUCCAUAUCGCGUUGGCUGAAGAAAUUAAGAAACAGACCCAAUCAGAAGAAUUCAUCAGGCUCCUCGAGGUGCAACAAAAUCUCGUUGCCGGCGCGGAUCCAUCGUCUCAAUUCGACGCGAUCGAGGAGCUCAUAGCUCGAAAUACACCCUUGCCUCAGGUGCUUCGGCUUCUAUGUAUUUACUCAUGCAUAUCAGGCGGCAUCAAGGCAAAGGAAUUCGACCUUUUCCGCCGGUUGAUUCUGGAGGGUUACGGAUAUCAGCACCUCCUAACCCUACAUGGCUUGGAAAAGCUGCAAAUGUUCCUCUCCAGGUCGUCACCACUGGCAUCCAUGAUCCCAAUGGCGGGCUCGGCUGGCGCGAUAGGGACGAAGACCAAUUACACCUACCUCCGAAAGCAGCUCAGAUUAAUCGUCGACGAAGUCAAAGAACACGAUCCGAACGACAUCGCUUACGUCUACAGCGGGUAUGCCCCCCUCUCGGUCCGCCUCGUACAGUGCAUAUUGCAGAAACAGUACCUCCUCUCGAUGACAAGAGGAAACGGUGUGACAAGCGCAUCCAGUGCGACAGCCGGAGGGGCUCAAGGCUGGCGAGGCUUCGACGACGCCGUGAAACACGCCAGGGGCCAUACGUUCGACGAGUUCCAGAAGGGCGAGGACAAGGCUGUCAAGGCCCGGGCGCUCCUGUCGGGCGGGGGCGAAAAGAAGACGGUAUUCGUCGUAUUUGUCGGCGGGAUCACAUUCACCGAGAUCGCGGCGCUUCGGUUCAUCGCCAAGAAGGAAGAAGGUCGAAGAAAUAUCGUCAUCUGCACGACCUCGAUUGUCAGUGGGAACAAGAUGAUGGAUGCGGAAACCGAGUGUGGGAAACGGCCGUUGAAGUGCCUGGACUCAGAUUUCUCAUUCACCUCGUCAUACUCCAGUCUAGGCAAACCCCUAUCCUCUUCCACGACCAUAUCCGACGUCGAACUGGCAUCUCGGGAGUCUGGGAAGGAUCCAAAAAUCUGUUUCGAGGACAUCGUGCCCGAGAUAAUAGUCCGAACCGACGGCAUGGAAAUCGUCGAUGAAGGAACGCCGGGGUCGUCAACGCCGGCACAAGAAAGUGUCAGCACCCCGAUGCCAAAUCCUACCCCGGUCCUGCCACAACUUGAUGGGAUAACCGAGGAUGUCAGGAUAUCAUUUGGAUCGCCCAUGUCGGCCAUGUCAGACCAAUCCGAGCUAUCGUCUCCGCCGUCUACUCUGUUCAGCAAGGCUACCACCCCCGUUGACACGGACAGCUCGAAAGAGGCUUCAGCCCAGUCAGGCCCACCACCAAUACCUAUCUGUAGACCUAGCGAGGGCCCGAGACGGAAGUACGAUGUUCGCCCUAAAAUCUCUGUCCCUUCUGACUUGCAGCCACACGAGUAUGCGAUGCAGUGCAUCGCUGCUGCUGAGUCGUCACGGCUCAACCCCUAUGCUCUGCAUCAAGAGGAAUACCUGAUGCUCCGAAACCACAUCAGCCAUGCCCAGGUAACGACCUACCUCAACAUACGAAAUGGCAUCCUCCGGCUGUUUGUAAGGAAUCCACAGAUUGCGGUGACCAGAGAGGAAGCCGUUGGCUGUGCCAAGGACACAAGGUGGUUUGAUGUCGCCAGUGUAUGCUUUGACUGGCUUGUGCGGAGGGGAUACAUCAAUUUCGGCUGCGUCGAGAUCAAGCCCUCUCAAGAAACCCAAAACACAGCUUUGCCUGUCAGAGGGAAGCGGAAGAGGGUCGUCGUAAUCGGCGCAGGAAUGUCUGGCCUGGGCUGUGCGCGGCAGCUUGAGGGUCUAUUCGUGCAAUAUUCUGACAAGUUUCGCGAGCUGGACCAAGAACUACCCGAGGUUGUUGUAGUAGAGGGUAGGAAUAGGAUUGGGGGAAGAGUCUAUUCUCGACCCUUCAAGUCUAAACCGGAGCCUGCUUCCUCCUUUAAAGGAAGCCGAUCCACUGCUGAGAUGGGCGGCAUGAUCAUUACCGGUUUCGACCGCGGAAAUCCCCUGAACAUCCUUGUUCGGGGGCAGCUUAGCCUUCCUUAUCAUUCUCUCCGGUCCGAUACCACAAUAUACGAUUCCAACGGCAAACCCGUUGACCCGGUCCGAGAUCAGUUGGUGGAGAAACUCUUCAAUGACUGCCUGGAUCGGGUGAGCGAGUACAAGUUCAAGCAGCCGCCGUCAAAGCUCAUCGAGGGUAACCGGGAUCUAAUGGACGAGGGCCGCGACAGUUCUGCGGAAGUUCACAAGACCAUCGCCCAUGUUGAGGAGACGACGGCCGCACAGCCGCAUGGCCCACCAGUCUCGGAACUCAACAUCGCUCCGCAGGUGAACCUAGUCCCGGUCUCUUCAGAUCGAGUGACUGGCCGGGUUCUCGUCGAGCCGGGCACCCCCGGUACCCUGAAGGCAUCCUAUAAGGCCAGGCUGAUGGGUUGGCCGCUCAAGAGUGGCGUUGCCGGUGAAGAUAUCGACCUCGAGUCUGCAACCAGGGAACCGGGCUCAAACCUUGGAUCAGUUACGGACGAUGUCAUUUCCCAGUACAAGGACAUUGUGGACCUCAAUGCUCAAGAUUACAGACUGAUCAACUGGCACAUUGCCAACUUGGAGUACAGCAACGCUAUCAAUUAUCAUCAACUGAGUCUCCAGGGCUGGGAUAUUGACGCCGGUAAUGAAUGGGAGGGAAAGCACACCAUGGUGGUUGGCGGGUACCAAACCGUACCCAGAGGGCUUAUGCAUUGCCCUACUCCUCUUAACGUCCGGCAACGGUCCCCAGUCGAGCGAAUUCGAUACAGCCCGGAGGGGACGGGCCGGGUGCUUGUGGAGUGCGAGGAUCAGUUCACAAUCGAGGCCGACUACGUCGUUAAUACGAUCCCCCUGGGUGUGCUGAAGCACGCGAGCGUUGAAUUAUUCGACCCGCCUCUCCCUCCUUGGAAAAUGGAUGCCGUCGACCGUCUCGGCUUCGGCGUCCUCAAUAAAGUUAUUCUUGUCUACAAGAAUGCAUUUUGGAACGAGGACCGAGACAUCUUCGGUGUUCUCAGGAACCCUCCAAAUCGCCACAGCUUGGACCAGACGGAUUACUCUCCACAGCGAGGGCGAUUCUUCCAAUGGUUCAACGUCUCCAAUACCAGCGGACUGCCCGUCCUCCUCGCCCUGAUGGCAGGGGAUGCCGGGUUUGACACGGAGAAGACCUGCAAUGACGACUUAGUCGCCGAAGCCACCGAGAUCCUCCGCAGCGUCUAUGGUCCUUCGGUCCCAGACCCGAUAGAGACUGUGGUCACGAGAUGGGCGUCGGACAAGUUCGCACGCGGCAGCUACUCCUCUGCAGGCCCGGACAUGAAAGCCGAUGACUACGACGUCAUGGCCCGGCCGAUCGGCAACCUCUUCUUCGCGGGCGAGCAUACGACCGGCACCCACCCGGCCACCGUCCACGGCGCCUACCUCUCGGGUCUCCGGGCCGCGUCGGAGGUGCUCGACGCCAUGCUGGGGCCCCUCGAGGUCCCGACACCCCUCAUCCUGCCCAAGGGAUCAUCGGCCGAGUCCCGCAAGCGCAAAGCGCCCGAGACCAAGGACCCGACCAAAGCUCGCCUCGAGGCUUACGAGAACGCUAUCUGGGACCACGUCGUGGCCGAGAUCGGGCCCCGGCCGCUCAAGCCGGCCAAGCCGGCGAUGAACGCGUACCUGUUCUACAGCAAGGCGCACCACGAAGCCGCGCGCAAGAAGUGCGAGGAGGGCCGGCGGCCGGGCAAGGGCAGGCCGAGCGCCAACGAGGUGAGGGUCAUGUCGGCCAAGAUGUGGCGGGACUGCCCCGCGGAGGAGCGGCGGCCGUUCGAGGCGCUGGCCGAGGAGCACAAGCGAGCGCACGCCGCGGCCGUGGCGGGCUUUGCCGAGAGGGCGGCCGUGUGGGACGGCAAGGCGCUAGGGCUAAGGGCGCGGUACGAGAGGGAGAACCCCAGCGUCCCCGGCCCGGAGGAGGAGGGGGCGCUGGCGGCGGCGGCGGCGGAUAGGCGGGCGAGGAGGAGCAAGUUGAAGGUCGAGAGCUAUGCUGAGAGCGAGGACAGCGACCGGUGA